GAAUUUUUGACUCAAAACCUGACUUUUCUACCGUACGUCCGUCCUCGUUUGUGAAGCGAAAAUCCAACAUUUCUCCUACGCUUCCCCGCGUGGAUCCCAUUGCUUAUCUGCAUCUCGCGGAGAAGUAGCGGUCUUUCCAUAUACGCCUUGUGUGUCUUAUUAUCUCAAAGCUGUUAGCAAAAUGCCUCCUAAAAGCAAGAAGAAGGAUGACGGCGAAGACCCUAACAUGCGUGCGGCUCGCUUUGGUCGUGUUAAGAAUACCUUGACAAUGGGAUUUGUCGGACUUCCCAAUGUCGGAAAAUCUUCCCUGACAAAUCUUUUGGCUGGUGCUAUGCAUGCGGAAGCCGCAAAUUAUCCUUUCUGCACAAUUGAUCCCAACGUGGUCCAGUGUAUCGUUCCGGACAAGAGUUUCAAAUACAUUGCGGAUUGUUGGAAGCCGCCGUCGGUUGUUCCGGCCGUCCUCAAAGUAACGGACAUUGCCGGCCUCAUCAAGGGAGCCUCGGAAGGCGCUGGGCUCGGAAACGCAUUUCUGUCCCACAUUGCGGCUGUGGAUGGAAUUUAUCAUCUCGUGCGUGCGUUUGACAGUGACGAAGUCAUCCACGUGGACGACUCAGUCGAUCCCAUUCGCGAUUUGGAAACCAUCCAGGGCGAACUCUGCGCGAAAGAUCGCGAAAGCCUCGUCAAGGUUCUACAGCUUGAAAAGGAAACAGUUCGCAAAGCCAAGGGUAUGGCGAAGGCUGCCGAACCGACCUUGAGUGAUACCUUCAAAGAGGCUUACGCGAAGUGCGAGAAACUCAUCGCAGAGAAUACUCCCAUUCAGACGCACGAAGACUUUACGGCCGCAGAAGUGGAAAUCAUUCGGGAUUGGGGACUUAUCACGACCAAGCCUCAAAUUUACGUGGUCAAUCUUUCUCAGAAGAACUACAUUCGCAAAGGAUCAAAGUGGUUGCCAAAAAUCAAUGCCUGGGUGAAGGAGCAUGGUGGUGGUCAGAUUUUGCCCGUAAGUUGCGACUUUGAACAGGUUUUGUUCGAUCUCAAGGACGAUCCCGAAAAACAAAAGGUGUUUUUGGACCAGUGCACGGAAGAAGCCAAGGCGGCUGGUCUAAAGGGACCACAGGCCGAAGUCAAAAGUAUGAUCCCACGUCUGAUCCGUGCCGGGCGCAGCGCACUGUGUUUGCAAAGUUUCUAUACAGCGGGACCCAAGGAAGUGCGGGCAUGGACUAUUAUGAAGGGUACAUUAGCUCCCCAGGCGGCGGGUGUCAUUCAUACGGACUUUGAACGUGGAUUUAUCAAGGCCGAGGUCUGCGCGUUUGACGAUUUUAAAGCUUUGCACGCGGGACAGCCUAGUAUGGCAAAGAUCAAGGAAGCCGGUAAGUAUAGGCAGGAGGGAAAGAGCUACGUGAUGAACGACGGUGAUAUUGUGGUCUUUAUGCACAAUGUUACAACAAGUAAGAAGAAAUAA
Phaeodactylum tricornutum CCAP 1055/1 is the source of this 1462-nucleotide messenger RNA. RefSeq lists its product with no specific name. NCBI's taxonomy places the organism in Eukaryota, Bacillariophyta, Bacillariophyceae, Surirellales, Neidiaceae. Bases 182 to 1462 code for a protein of 426 amino acids. The record is from RefSeq and is a predicted model, not a curated record. Gene Ontology annotation, cellular component: cytoplasm. The transcript is spliced from 3 exons. Gene Ontology annotation, molecular function: ATP binding; GTP binding; ATP hydrolysis activity.